This is a messenger RNA of Phytophthora sojae, 174 nucleotides long. RefSeq lists its product as hypothetical. The transcript has a single exon. The record is from RefSeq and is a predicted model, not a curated record. The coding region runs from base 1 to 174 and encodes 57 amino acids. Lineage: Eukaryota; Oomycota; Peronosporomycetes; Peronosporales; Peronosporaceae.
AUGAAGUUCUUCCGUUGCCUCGCUGUCGUUGCCAUGGCCCUCGCUGCUGCUGCUACAGUCUCGGGCUCCGUCACCGAAGAGACCGGCGUCCAGGCCCGCCACAUGCUCGCGAUGGGCGACGAGUCCGUCAUGUUGGCGCGCGGGUCGCUGCGCAGAGCCCAGGAGACCAACUGA